Molecule: messenger RNA, 2630 nt
Organism: Astyanax mexicanus (Mexican tetra)
Lineage: Eukaryota; Metazoa; Chordata; Actinopteri; Characiformes; Acestrorhamphidae
Gene: gtse1
Product: G-2 and S-phase expressed 1
Exons: 12
Coding region: 157-2379 (740 amino acids)
Cellular component (GO): cytoplasmic microtubule; microtubule cytoskeleton
Molecular function (GO): microtubule binding
Source: RefSeq, a predicted model, not a curated record
UCGCCAUUUCAGCCACCUGACGUUUGAAAUCAGGCUGCGCACCAAAUUUGAAAGCAGUAAAACGCUGUUGGGGCUCACGGUGAAGGAGCUGCGAUUUUCUGAGCGGCUUUAAUUGAAUAAAACACGGUUAUAUAGUGUGACAGACUCAGAGAACAGAUGGACUUUGACCCAUCUGGUUUUCCGAGGAUGAUGGCUGAUGAUGAUUUCUGCUCAUUGGCUGACGAGAAGUUCGAUUUUGAUGUUCCCUUUUCACCAGAAAGUUCCAAAGAGGAAGACUGUGUUGAAGAUGAGGUCUUUCUGGGUCCAGUUGGUCAUAUGGAGAGAUGUGUUUCACAUGUUGUGGCAAAUAAAGUGAAAGACAGUGUAAGCAGUGGGCCCUCUGUGGGUGAGGAACCCAGCUGGAGCCCCUUGCUUGAGGAGAACUUUGAGGAGAUUCGUAAAGAAGCUCAUCUUCUAGCCAGUCAUCUUGAGGAAAGCAGUACGGACCCAGUAACAAAAGACAUUACUGUUGCUUCCAGUUUGCCUGAAAACAAAGAACGGUUUGAAGCAGACACCUCAGCCAAACUGGACAUGUUCAGCAAGCCUGCUGAUGCACUUAGCCCAAUUAAGAGGGAAACCUUCUGUGUUCAGGACAGCCCAAUGAAGCAGCUUCCACCAGCCAUCCAGAAGCGGCUUCAGAAGGUAUGCGUCAUGUCAGGUGGCAAACCACGUCUCAGCACUUCCAGCCCUGUAAGACAUACUGAGACACAGCCUAAAGGGGCCUCCCGUGGCAGAAGUAUAGUGGCCAGUAAUAGGGUACUUCCCAGCAAACCCACGGCCGUGGUAAACUCCAGACUAUCCUCUUGCACUCGACCAGCAGCCCCAAGCAAAACUCGACUCCCUGCACCCAGCAAAAGUUCGUUUGGCCUGAAGCGAAGUCCUGGCAGUAGAAACACAAGCAGAGCAGGCUCUACUGAAGACCUUCUGUCUGAUACAGCUAGUGUUGCAUCUGAUGUGAGCGAUUCUUCCUUCAACACAAGUCUGCCAGUAAAGAGGGUCCUCCCAACAUCAAAGAAGCCUGAUGUAAGAGGUGGACCUGUGUGUAAAGCUCCUGCCCUGCACAACAGGCGAGUAGUGGACCGAAGCCGAAACACAUCAUCCUCCUCUUCUUCUGUGUCUAGUAUCAAUUCCAGCCUUUCUGUAUCUCCAACAUGUAAAGGUAAACUCAAUUCCUCUCUGAACACCAGUGUAAGUAGCAUCAGUGGCCGUGUUCCUAACAGUGCCAGUAGGCUUCCUAACUCCAGCCGAAAGUCAGGAGUCAUUAGUAGACCUGUGGAAUCCUCUGUUGGGAGACGAACAUCUCUGUCCACACAACUCAGGAAAAACUCGGAACCCCUUCCUAAACCUGUCAAGGCCACCCCAAUUAAGAGACCAGAGCCUGCAUCUUCUAUCCAGCACCAGACACCUGCUAAAAGGACCAUGGAGAGGACAGUGUCUGUGCCUGCCUUAACCAACAAGGUCAUGAACAGUGUAAAAGCGAAUUCAAAUUCAAAGGCUUUUUUAGCACCGACUCCAACUAACUCUGUAAAAGGAGUGCGUCGAUCUGAAGUCAUCUCAUCUCCUGAUGUCCCUCGAAUUAUGAAACCGAAAAGACUGAUGUCAUCUUGCAGUGUGGACAGUGUUCCUCUGACUCUUACAGUUCCUGCAACUCCAGGUCACCAGACCCCAUCAGCAGCAACUGGAGUACAGACUAAACUGAGUAGGCCGUCUGCUCUGCCCACACCUAUGGCCCGCCGAAUGUCUGGUAUACCCAUGCCCACACCCAAAAGCAUUCCUCGCCUCAGAUUAUCUCGCACCCCUGAGCCACAAUCACCAGCAUCUACCUCGGUGAUGAGUCAUGCAAGCCCAACUGGUCAGCUGAAGCAGACUGAGUUGCAGGGAGUCGUCAAGCAGUCAGUAACCACAGAGGAGUCUGGCACUCCAACUGAGCUUCAGCCCUGCUCUCUGGCCUUUAAUUUGGAGAAUGACUCUGAUAAACCCACUGUUUGUGAGGCAGCAGCAGUGGAGAAUACCCCCAUGGUGUCCUCAGAAAGUUUAGAAUGUAAGCAGCCCAGUCCUGCAAAAACGACACUCGUAAAGUCUGAAGAAGCCUUGCAGAAUAAGCCAGUGCUGCAAGAUGUCAAUGAGGUGCUGCUGGUGGAUGCACCUGCUCCUGUUUUAAAGCAGCAAGAAAAGAUCCUUAUUGAUCUCUCAAACACCCCAGACCUGAUUAAAACCAUCCCUAAUAAGGCUUUUGGUGGCCAGCUCAUCGAUCUGAGCUCACCUCUUAUAAAGUGGAGUCCAGAGGAAAAGAAAGAAAACCCAGUGAAGGAAGCCCUGCUAAUCGACUUAUCUUUUUAAAGGACCAAGUUCACAAAACCAGGAAAAUAAAAGUGCAAAUCAGAAACACUGUCUGUUAAUAAAGAGGAUAUGAGAGUGCAUAUGUGCCUAAUAAGACCCUAGAGAUAUAAUAAUGUAGAUUUUAUCUGUAUGUUUGAUCAUACACAGGUGAUUGUUUUAAUAUGAAAGAAAACUUUCCUUGUCCAUGUUGUUUGUUUAUAUUUGUUUGUUUGUUUUCCUCAAAAGGUACAAAUAAAAUAUCUUAACUUUAA